AUGCUCAAGAGUUGCGAGCAUGAGAUCACGGUGUUCACAGAUCACAAGAACUUAGAGUACUUUAACUCUACCAAAGUUCUCACUAGGUGGCAAGCUAGAUGGUCUGAGAACUUAGCAGGCUACAAUUUGAAAGUUGUCUACAGACCGGGAGAAAGAAAUGGCAAACCAGAUGUGCUAUCAAGGCGUUGGGAUCACCGCCCUGAAGAGGGGAGUGAAACCUUGCGGCCGGAGCCACAGAUGUUUUUUAGGCCAGGUCAAUUGGUUUUGGAUCCUGUCAAGCUAACGGCUGUCAGGGUGAACCAAUUGCAGAAUACAUUCUUAGAGCGACUAUCUGCGGCAGCUAAAGAGGAUGGAAUCUGGCAGGAACUGCACCGCUCCCUGGUUGAAAGAAAACGAAACUUGGACCAGAACUUGUCUGUCAAGGACGGCCUCAUCGUCUACAAGAAUCGAUGGUAUAUUCCCAAGGACAAGAAGCUCCAGAUGGAUAUCCUGACCGAUACCCACGACUCUAAAGUGGCAGGCCAUUUCGGCCAGUUCAAGACAUUAGAGCGGGUGAAAAACAACUUCUUUUGGCCCAACAUGGAUAAGGAUGUUGAGGAAUAUGUCCGGAGCUGUGACAGCUGCCAGAGGAAUAAGACCUCAAGACACAAGAUGUUUGGUAUGCUCCAACCACUGGAGAUACCUUAUCGGCCAUGGGCUUCCAUCUCUAUGAACUUUAUUGUGGGAUUACCGGAGUCAAGGGGGUUUACAAAGAUCUGGGUAAUAGUGGACCGCUUCUCAAAGAUGGCACAUUACAUCCCACUUCCUACACUCAAUAAAACGGAAGAUCUGGCUAAGUUGUUCUUGAAGGAAGUCUGGAGACUCCAUGGGUUACCUGAUGACAUAGUCUUGGACAGAGAUAGCAGGUUCAUCUCUCACUUUUGGCAAUCUCUCAUGAGCCUCCUCAAUGUAAAGCUGAAGAUGUCCACUUCUUUCCAUCCCCAAACGGAUGGCCAGACAGAAAGAGUUAACCAGACCCUGGAACAUUACUUGCGGAGUUAUUGUUUAUAUCAACAGGAUGACUGGGCGGACCUCUUGCUUUUGGCAGAGUAUGCAUAUAACUCGGCGGUCUCUGAGUCUACCAAAGUAUCGGCUUUCUAUGCCAACUAUGGAUAUGAACCCAGUGUAACAGAGCCACAGUAG
Molecule: messenger RNA, 1182 nt
Organism: Morchella importuna
Lineage: Eukaryota; Fungi; Ascomycota; Pezizomycetes; Pezizales; Morchellaceae
Exons: 1
Coding region: 1-1182 (393 amino acids)
Biological process (GO): DNA integration
Molecular function (GO): nucleic acid binding
Source: RefSeq, a predicted model, not a curated record